GCGGGGCUGGUUGCUAAGGUUUCAGGUGGUAUGGAUCCGGAAGCAGGAAGCAGUGUGAGUUCCCAGGACUCUGGGACCUGGCUGGCUUGGGGGAGAGGGCACCGCUGGAGCGCCGGUAGCCAAAAUGGGACCGUCUGCUGAUGAGCUGAGGCAGGAGCUGGAGGCCACGGCAGAGGAAGUGCUGGGGAGGCUGAAGAGCCGGCAGCUGUUCCAGUCUGAAUGGGACAUCGCUGCCUUUGUGGUCUUUCUCACAUUUGUGGGCAUUGUGGUGUUGUUGCUGUUACUGGUUGUCAUUCACUGCUGCUGCUGCUGCACCUCUCCCAGACCCCGGAAGGUGAGCCCCAUGAAGGAAAAGCCCAAGGGUGUGGAUAACUUGGCUCUGGAACCUUAGCGCUAGAUCUUGGCAUGGGCCCUGCUGGAUGACAGUAACAAAGCCAAUGUUUGCCAAA
Mesocricetus auratus (golden hamster) is the source of this 449-nucleotide messenger RNA. It is a transcript of the gene Smim22, whose product is annotated as small integral membrane protein 22. Gene Ontology annotation, biological process: regulation of cell population proliferation. The record is from RefSeq and is a predicted model, not a curated record. The coding region runs from base 125 to 391 and encodes 88 amino acids. The transcript is spliced from 4 exons. NCBI's taxonomy places the organism in Eukaryota, Metazoa, Chordata, Mammalia, Rodentia, Cricetidae.